Pseudopodoces humilis (Tibetan ground-tit) is the source of this 4022-nucleotide messenger RNA. RefSeq names its product regulator of G protein signaling 3 (gene RGS3). The record is from RefSeq and is a predicted model, not a curated record. Lineage: Eukaryota; Metazoa; Chordata; Aves; Passeriformes; Paridae. Gene Ontology annotation, cellular component: nucleus; plasma membrane. Gene Ontology annotation, molecular function: protein binding.
AUGGAUGCCGGCACUGUGCGCAGGGUCUCGCUCUGUUCCCGUCGGGCCGGUCCCCUCCCGGGAGCUCCCUUCUGCCUCCGCACGUUCGGCCAGCUGAAGCUGUCCAUCGAGGUGCGGGGCCGGACGCUGGUGCUGCACGUCAUGGAAGCAAAAGGUCUGAUGGGAACAGAGUGCCGUGCGUGUGACUCCUAUGUGAAGAUGUCCAUUGUGCCAGAUGCUGACUGGAAGUGCAGGCAAAAGACGAAGACUGUGCCAGACAGCAAAAAUCCUGUGUUCCACCAGCACUUUGUGUUCCCAGUGCAAGAUGAGGAUGAGCAGAAGCGUCUCCUGGUCACAGUCUGGAACAGAGAGAGGAAUUCCAGGCAGAGUGAACUGAUCGGCUGCAUGAGCUUCGGUGUGAAGUCCCUCCUGUCCCUGGACAAGGAGAUCAGCGGCUGGUAUUACCUCCUCGGGGAGGACCUGGGCAGGACCAAGCACCUGAAGGUGGCCAUGAGGAGGCUGAAGCAGAGCACAGGUGUGUCCCACCACGGGAAUAUCCCAGGGGAUGCUCCUGUGUCAGAGCCUGUGGCCAGACUGCCAGGCGGCUCCGGUGUCUCCCUGCAGAUCACGAUCCCUCGCGGCAGUGAUGGCUUUGGCUUCACGAUCUGCUGCGACUCCCCAGUCCGUGUGCAGGCAGUGGAUUCUGGUGGCCCAGCAGAGAAGGCAGGUCUGCAGCAGCUCGACACGGUGCUGCAGCUGAACGAGCAGCCUGUGGAGCACUGGAAAUGUGUGGAGCUGGCACACGAAAUCCGGAACUGUCCCACGGAGAUCAUCCUCCUGGUGUGGAGGCUGGUGCCUCAGGUGAAGCCGGCCCACGAGGGCAUGACCCGCAGGUCCUCCUGCAAAUCCACCUACGACCUUCAGUCCCCUCCCAACAAGCGGGAGAAGAACGGCCCCGCGCAGGUGGAGCAGCGCCGCAGCUGCCACAUCCUCUACGAUGGCACCGAGGGGCUGGGGCUGCACACCUGGGACAGGUACACCGAGCUGGGCAAGAGGGGCCAGAGCACCCUGCCAGCCCUGUCCCGGGUGCCCUCUGCUGCAGACCAGAACUACAUCAUCCUGGCUCCUCUGAACCCCGGCAGCCAGCUGCUGAGGCCCGUGUACCAGGAGGACGGCACUACUCUCCCUCCUCAUUCUGUGUUUCCUUCUGCCUCCUCUGUCCACGCAGGGAAUGGCUGUAAAGGGAAAUCCCACACGGGCUCUGGGAGGAAAUCCAGGCUGAUGAAGACUGUGCAGACCAUGAAGAGCUAUGGGAACUACCAGAACUGCACCAUAGUGAGGCCUCACAUCCCCCAUUCCUACGGCACCUACGUGACCCUGGCUCCCAAAGUGCUGGUGUUCCCCAUCUUUGUGCAGCCCCUGGAUCUUUGCAACCCAGCCCGGACUCUGCUGCUGUCAGAGGAGCUGCUCCUUCACGAGAGCAGAAACAGGACUACACAGGUGACUCUCUUUGUCUACUCCGACCUGCUGCUCUUCACCAAGGAGGACGAGCCCGGGCGCUGCAAUGUGCUGAGGAACCCUCUGUACCUGCAGAGUGUCAAGCUCCAGGAGGGUGAGUGUUCAGAAGAUCGCAAGUUCUGCAUCCUUUACCUGGCAGAGAAGUCGGAGUGCUUAUUAAGUUUGGAGGCUUACUCCCAGGAGCAGAAGAAGAGGAUCUGCUGGUGUCUGGCUGAGAACAUCACCAAGCAGCAGCAUCCGGCAGCGGCUCCUACGGAGAGCAAGAUGCUGGAGACGGACGCCGAGAAGCCGGGGCAGAUGCACUCGGAGGAUGGGAAGGCAGCAGUGGGUGAUGCCCCUCCGGCUGCCAAGGCAGCGGCUCUGGCCGAGCCCUGGGACGCUCUGGGGGCCACCCAGGCUCCUCUCCUGGUGGAAAAGCAGCCGGUGGCCACCACAAAGGGAGAGGAGCAGCCCAGCUCCCUGCCAGCCUUUGUCAUCCCCGAGCUGCGUCUCGACAGCACCUUCAGCCAGAGCGCGGCGGGCACGGCAGGCAGCGCCACGGACGGCGAGGACGACGAGGAGGAUGAGGAGGAAGAUGAGGAUGAGGAGGACGAGGAGGAGGACAGCGACGAGCAGUACCUGGACAGGAACGAGCUGAAGCGCAGCAGCAUGAUCGAGACGUCGGGCGGGCAGCCCGGCUACACCCUGAGCGUGCAGGGGUCCCUGCGGCGCCGCACCCACAGCGAGGGCAGCCUCCUGCAGGAGGCCAAGGGCCACUGCUUCACCUCGGACAGCACCCUCCACUGUCCCGACAGCCAGGGCACCGCCGCACACUGGGCACUGCCCUCCCCCAGGACCCUCAAGAAGGAGCUGGUCAAGAACGGCGGCUCCAUCCACCAGCUCACGCUGCUCUUCUCGGGCCACAGGAAGCUGAGUGGAGCAGACCCUGAGUGCAGCUGUGACGAAGGGGAUGAGACCUCCCGCAAGAAACGCAGCAGGAGCCUAGCCAAGGACAUGAAGAACCGGCUGGGGAUCUUUCGGCGGCGGAACGAGUCCCCCGGGGCCAACCCCUCCGGCAAGCUGGACAAAGUGCUCAAAUCCCUCAAGCCCACUCCCGAGGAAGCGCUCAAGUGGGGGGAUUCCCUGGAGAAGCUGCUGCUGCACAAAUACGGGCUCGCCGCCUUCAGGGCCUUCCUGCGCACCGAGUUCAGCGAGGAGAACCUGGAGUUCUGGCUGGCCUGUGAGGAGUUCAAGAAGAUCAAAUCCCAGUCCAAGAUGGUCUCCAAGGCCAAGAAGAUCUUCGCUGAAUACAUUGCCAUCCAGUCCUGCAAGGAGGUGAACCUGGACUCCUACACACGGGAGCACACCAAGGAGAACCUGCAGAACAUCACCCGCAGCUGCUUCGACCUGGCGCAGAAGAGGAUUUAUGGGCUCAUGGAGAAGGACUCGUACCCCCGCUUCCUCCGCUCCGACCUGUACUUGGACAUAAUCAACCAGAAGAAAGGCAGCUCCCCGCUGUAGGCCCAAGGACUGUCUCGGGGCAGGCUGGGAGCUGUGUGUUUACAUGGAAUUGGGCAGUGGAGGCCUUCCUGGGAGCUGGUGGGAGCUCGUUGUCCCGCUCCGUACGGACACAGGGCAGCUGAAGGAGCUCGGGGCCGAGGGGACCGACAGGCCGAGCAGUCUGGUACUGCUGCAGCACCCCGUCCCACCAUCGCUGGUACGACGCCUUCGGGGUGGCCCCGGCGUGGAUUUAGCCAGGAGGAAGCUCCCACGAGACUACUGUGAAGCACCUGUCCCGGCCACGAGCGCUGCUGGAAGGCGGAGAGCGAGCCCGGCUCGGCGAGGAGGAGGGCUUCUCGUGCAGGGCUCUGGCAAGGGGACAACAGCACCGACACAAACAUCAAAACAUCAGCCUGGAUUAAACCUUGUGAACUGGAGCAGUCCCGGGAUGCUGCUGUGCUUCCCUGAGCCGCGGGGCCGUCCCGGAGCAGCUCUGGCCGGAGCCCGGCGCUUCCCUGGCUCGUGGUGGGUCCCCCCGGGAGCAGCGAGAGCCGGGUCCUGGCCCUGCGCUGGGGAUGUGCCAAGCACCCCCUCCUGCCCUCACCCCUGGUUUAUUUAUUGCCCUCCUGUAGCUGGACACGUUGCUGUGCGAUAGGAAACCCCCGUGUCCUCCCCGUUCCCAAGUUACAAGUGCAAUAUUUGUGUGUGUCGCGGCCGAGUUCUCCGGCGGAGCGGAUGCCUUUUUCUUUUUCCAGGUGUGUAGAUUUUUGUAAGGCAGCAGGUUUUGUGUGCCAGACCCAUUCCCUGGCAGCGGGCCGCUGGGGGAGCCUGGUGUAAAUAUCAAUAUAUCCAUGCCCUGACGACGGAGGGGUUGGUGAUGGAGAAAAGCAACUCUGUGCAGCAGCCGCUCUCCUGACUCUGGAUAACAAUGCUGUGUUUGGGAAGCACUGCCUCCCAGUUUACAGUGCAAAGCAUCUCUGCAGCUAGAAAAAAAACCUACAUUGUCAUGGUCAUAGGUAAAUAAAAGGAGAAUAUCAUUUCUUGUA